Momordica charantia (bitter melon) is the source of this 1965-nucleotide messenger RNA. It is a transcript of the gene KAPP, whose product is annotated as kinase associated protein phosphatase. Gene Ontology annotation, biological process: protein dephosphorylation. Gene Ontology annotation, molecular function: protein serine/threonine phosphatase activity; protein binding. Lineage: Eukaryota; Viridiplantae; Streptophyta; Magnoliopsida; Cucurbitales; Cucurbitaceae. The record is from RefSeq and is a predicted model, not a curated record.
AAAUGGAAAAUGUUAAUUUAGAGCGAUGUGGGAGUGCGACCAUUUCAAAGCGACCUUCUCGCGAAAACCCCAGGGCCGGGCAAUCUGUUUCCUCACAGGGGAGAGAGAGCGAUGACGAUGGCGAUGCCCGGGAGCAUUGUCGCUGUUCUUCUCCUUAUGUUGCUUCUCAUCGUCCUCCUCCUCCUCAUUGCCUGCAAACCAUGGCGCUUCUUUUCCUAUUAUCGUUCUCGCACCAUCAAGAGUACUGACCUUGAGAGGCCCCUUGUCUCUGAUGCUGCGGAUGUCACUCAAAACCAAAUUAAUGAGCUUCCUAGAGAUUAUGAUUUGGAGGGUGCACUGCAAAGUGAUGGACAUUUCCGAUCCUCAAGAUUACACGGGCUGAUUCAUAAACAAAGACUACAGGCUCCAUCUCCCCAUUUAAGUCAGGGUGAUAGAUUGGUUCCGGAUGUAACUUGUGAUCCUUCAGGAGAUAUUUUGGUUGGUCAAACACUUAAACGUACAUACAUUACGAACCAGACUCCAGAAAUUCCAAAGCGUGCUAAACAGAUUGUUGGAAGUGAACCGCGCAGUGAAAUUGCAAGUCAAGAUGUCUCACAUGGAAGAAGUUACCUCACAUUGGAAGUUAUCUCCGGUCCUUCUCGUGGGGUGCGUUACUCUGUACGUUCCACAGACACGUCUAGGCUUCCGUUGACUCUUGGAAGGGUACCUCAUAGUGAUUUACAGCUGAAGGAUUCAGAAGUCUCAGGGAAGCAUGCCUUGAUAAAAUGGAAUUUAAAUAAUAUGAAAUGGGAGCUUGUGGACCUGGGUAGCCUUAAUGGGACCCUAUUAAAUUCUCAACCAAUCAACAAUCCUGAUUCUGGAAGUAGACAAUGGGGUGACCCAAUGGAGCUUGUAAGUGAAGAUGUUAUAACUCUUGGUACAACCUCCAAAGUGUAUGUUCAUAUUACAUCUCAGAUUGAGAGUCAGAUUCCAUUCGGAGUUGGUAUAGCUUCAGAUCCAAUGGCUUUGCGUCGAGGUGGAAAGAAGCUUGCCAUGGAAGACAUUUGCUAUUAUCAUUGGCCUCUUCCUGGGGUUGAUCAGUUUGGACUCUUUGGGAUCUGUGAUGGACAUAGUGGAGUUGGGGCCGCCAAAUCUGCUAGCGUGAUUCUGCCUGAGAAGGUUGCUACAAUUCUAUCUGAUUCACUGAAAAGGGAGAGGGUUUUAUCUCUCUGCGAUGCUUCAGAUGUUCUUAGAGAAGCUUUUUCCCAGACUGAAGCUUGCAUGAAUCACUACUAUGAGGGUUGUACUGCUACGGUGCUUCUAGUAUGGGUUGAUAGUGAUGAAAAUUAUUUUAUGCAAUGUGCGAACGUUGGGGACUCUGCUUGUGUUCUGAAUGUUCAUGGGAAACAGAUAAAGAUGACAGAAGACCACAGAAUAACUAGCCAUUCAGAAAGACUCCGAAUAGAACAAUCAGGAGAACCAUUGAAAGAUGGGGAGACACGUUUGUGUGGCUUGAGCCUUGCGAGGAUGCUCGGCGACAAGUUUCUUAAACAACAAGACCACCGUUUCAGUUCAGAACCUUAUAUAAGUGAAGUUAUCCAUGUAGAACAAGGAAGCAAAGCUUUUGCAUUGAUGGCAAGCGAUGGCUUCUGGGAUGUGAUUAGUAUGAAGAAGGCAAUUCAGCUGGCCAUUCAGGCUAGGGAGAAGCACUCCACAGGCGCGGAAAAUUCGGCCGAAAAGGUUGCCAAUUUUUUGUUGGGCGAGGCUAAAACACUGCGUACAAAAGAUAAUACUUCCAUAAUUUUCUUAGAUUUUGACGUUUCUCAUAGAAUCACUUGUAAAGUUGAGCCAUAAUAAAUUAUUAUUGUAUUGCUAAUGUUAUAGCGUAGUAGUAAUGGUUAUAUAUUUGCCUAAUUUUCUAAAGUUCCUUCUUUUGGGCAUUGCCAAACCUUAUAUAUACACUCAAUGGUAUACGCAUUGGCAAAA